CGGGGAGCGGGCCGCGACUCCGGAAUCUCGGUGAAUCCCAGUCGGCGCCGUAUUCCUAGCUUACAGCCAUGGCCGCCUAUCAGCUGGUGCUGAUCCGGCACGGGGAGAGCACCUGGAACCUGGAGAACCGCUUCAGCGGCUGGUACGACGCCGACCUGAGCCCCGCGGGGCAUGAGGAAGCGAAGCGCGGCGGGCAGGCGCUGCGAGAUGCUGGCUACGAGUUUGACAUCUGCUUCACCUCAGUGCAGAAGAGAGCAAUCCGGACCCUCUGGACUGUGCUGGAUGCCAUUGACCAGAUGUGGCUGCCAGUAGUGAGGACUUGGCGCCUCAAUGAGCGGCACUACGGGGGUCUGACUGGCCUCAAUAAAGCAGAAACUGCUGCCAAGCACGGUGAGGCCCAGGUAAAGAUCUGGAGACGCUCCUAUGAUGUCCCACCACCGCCGAUGGAGCCUGACCACCCUUUCUACAGCAACAUCAGUAAGGAUCGCAGGUAUGCAGACCUCACUGAAGACCAGCUACCCUCCUGUGAGAGUCUGAAGGACACUAUUGCCAGAGCCCUGCCCUUUUGGAAUGAAGAAAUAGUUCCUCAGAUCAAGGAGGGGAAACGGGUGCUGAUUGCAGCCCAUGGCAACAGCCUUCGGGGCAUUGUCAAACAUCUGGAGGGUCUCUCUGAAGAGGCUAUCAUGGAGCUGAACCUGCCCACUGGUAUUCCCAUGGUCUAUGAAUUGGACAAGAACUUGAAGCCCAUCAAGGCCAUGCAGUUCCUGGGGGACGAAGAGACCGUGCGUAAAGCCAUGGAAGCUGUGGCUGCCCAGGGCAAGGCCAAGAAGUGAAGGCAAGGAGGCAGACUGCUAUUCUAAGGAAUGCCCCCCUACCCAUCCCAUUCCUCUGCACUGCUCCCUGCACGUCACACCAACCACACCUGUAGGCAUCUUAAGUUGUAGCUGCAUAUGGGGGACUGGUGGCUCGCAUUUCAGCCAUUUUGUCUCCUGCACCCUCUCCUUUCAUACAGUCUAAUCAGAAUGACACAUCUCGGACAUGGUCCUCAGUCCAGGGCCUAGGGAAGACUUCUCACCCAAGAGAGGUGGCGACUCUAUGGUUUUUGCUGGUGGUUUACUAAGGACCUACUUGAAUAGGGGAUGGGGAGGAAACAUGCUAAGUAUGA
Molecule: messenger RNA, 1165 nt
Organism: Trichechus manatus latirostris (Florida manatee)
Lineage: Eukaryota; Metazoa; Chordata; Mammalia; Sirenia; Trichechidae
Gene: PGAM1
Product: phosphoglycerate mutase 1
Exons: 4
Coding region: 69-833 (254 amino acids)
Biological process (GO): glycolytic process
Molecular function (GO): intramolecular phosphotransferase activity
Source: RefSeq, a predicted model, not a curated record